UUGAAGCCAAAGCACGUGGAGUUCGAGCCGACGUGGAAUCAGAUCCGCUCGACUGUCGAGAAAGUGAUUGUCUUAAAGCACGUCCACAGAAGCGAAUGGAAUGACCGCUUCCCAGACUUGUAUCAACUCUGUGUCGCCUUCCCCGAACCAUUGGGUGAUCGCGUAUAUCAGGAGACGAAGACAUUUCUGGACCAACACGUCAAACAGCUCUACCAAUCAGUGGUGAAGUCGUCGCACGAGAGCCUGUUGUCCGCAUACCAUCAACAGUGGCUUAUAUACCGCGAAGGUGUCACUUAUAUGAAUAUACUUUACAUGUAUUUAAAUACACAACACAUUAAGAAACACAAGUACUCGGAGGCGGACCUCUCGUACGGAUGCGUCGACUCGAGUGAACAGAUGCUUGAGAUCGGAGAACUGGGUCUUCACCUGUGGAAAGUGAAUAUGAUUGAACCCCUCAAAGACAGUUUGGUUGCGCUACUACUGGAGGCCAUCGAGGCUGAUCGCAUGGGUUUAUCGCAGAACAAGUCUGUAGUUCAGGGCGUUAUCCUAUCGCUGGUUCACGUGGAGGAGUACAAGAAGAAGGGUUCGCUCGACUUAUACCAGAAUCUGUUUGAGAGUCGAUUCCUUCGGUCGACGGGAGAGUACUAUAAGCGAGAAGCGGACGAAUUGCUCACUUCGUGCGACUGUUCCUCAUAUAUGGAGAAAGUGUUGACCAAAUUGGACGCCGAGAAUCUCAGGUCCAGGAGUUUUCUGCACUCGUCGUCGUACCCACGGGUGACCUCCGAAUGCGAGGCCCGUAUGGUUGGCGACCACUUGACGUUUCUGCAGUCCGAGUGCCAGUCAAUGGUCCACAACGAGGCCCGAAAGGAUCUCCAGAAUAUGUAUCGUUUGCUUAAACCUAUCGAUUCUGGACUACAAGUGCUCGUCACUGAAAUUCAGUCGAGCGGAUCUGAUUCCACGUCGGCUCGAACUCCACGUGCUUUGGCUUCAAAGACAUCACCACUGGAUGUGUCUCUCGGAUGUGUGUAUAUAUGUGUGGACUUCGAGAUGGAUGUGUCAAUCAAAAGACUGGAUCAGUUGUAG
Messenger RNA from Medioppia subpectinata, 1083 nucleotides. The record is from the annotation of a GenBank genome assembly. Lineage: Eukaryota; Metazoa; Arthropoda; Arachnida; Sarcoptiformes; Oppiidae.